Molecule: messenger RNA, 307 nt
Organism: Staurois parvus
Lineage: Eukaryota; Metazoa; Chordata; Amphibia; Anura; Ranidae
Source: the annotation of a GenBank genome assembly
AGUAAAUAUAAACUGAUAAAUACCUUUUCUCAUCAGCAGUUAGAGCAGUCUCAUGACUUGCUAUCACUGUUCAGCCGAGCACAUGUUAAAGCUUGUAGGUGGAGUUUUCAUUCUGCUCUAGGAGGAUGCAGGACCCCUGACCUCUGUCUGGACAGUGCUGAUUGGCCCUGUGCUAAUCACAUGCACUCUCCCUAGCAAUACACACCAAACUGAGCAUGUGCAGAGUGACUCCAAACAAUAUGUCUUAUCGGGAGAUAAAAGGGGGACACUGGAAGAAGGGGAGGAUCAGGGAAGACAGGAUCAAAUA